Messenger RNA from Trichogramma pretiosum, 2244 nucleotides. RefSeq lists its product as uncharacterized. The record is from RefSeq and is a predicted model, not a curated record. The transcript is spliced from 4 exons. Lineage: Eukaryota; Metazoa; Arthropoda; Insecta; Hymenoptera; Trichogrammatidae. Bases 649 to 1617 code for a protein of 322 amino acids.
GCUGGCCAGGAACAUUAGUUCGCUUCGCAGUCGCACAAGCCGUCGCGCGCGCGCGUUCUCCUCCUCGCUUUAUUAUACAUAGAGAGUAGUGGUAGUCGUCUCUCGUUUAUAUACAUAUAUAUGUGUGUAUAUAUAUACAGAGACAGUUUGUGGCGUAGCUGCUAAUACAGUGAGUGCGUGUGUGGAUCAGUCAGAGUUCGGGGCCCCGUCAGUUACUUUUUUGUCGUUGCACUUGGUUGACUGUUAGACAUUUACAACACUAUGGGUGGUCAUAUCGUCGAAUCGAUCGUUUGUAGAAAAAGUCGGAUCUCGAGAAUGCUCAUACCUUCGAACUCUUAAGAAAAGCCCAGUCUUUUCCAACCCCUACCACCACCAACAACAACAACCAGCACCAACUUGGUCAGUAGAGUGCACCACGCAUCGUUCGCACCAACUCCAGGCGAGGCAUCCUUUGGUCAAUUGACUCUCUUGUCGUCGUAUUCGGCGGAGAGAUCAGUAUAUCGUCGCGAGUGAACGCAGCAGCAGCAGCAGCAGCAUAGACGCACUUCUGAACGCAGCAGAAAGCAGAUUUUUCAAUUAGACACUUGCUGGAUUCCAGAGAGCGUGUGUCUUUCGAUUUAAACAAAAAGUUAUAAAUCGAACAAUAAAAUGGGUUCAUCGCGUCCGGUUGACAGAUCCAUCGGCGAGGCUACCUUCUUGCCGCAGUGGAUGAAAGGAAAGGUGGAUACGAGGUACGAUUACGGCGAGACGGCCUUCAGUCCGCCGGCCGACGACGACUUCUUCGUCAUACGCUACGCCAAGCACCAAGAGCAGCUCAAGGCCUCGGCCAACAACGCCCAGGAGGGCUUCAGACAGUUCAACGAGGGCCAGGCCGCGGCGGCCGCUGGCGUUACCCAGCCGGCGGCGCAGAUGACACAGACACCGACGACGAGCUUCAGCCGGGGCCCGCUCGCCUUUCAAUCCUUCAUACCCUUCAUGUCGGAUCGAGUGUGCGAGCCGAAAAUCGUCCUCGCCAACAAGUCUAACAAGAGCAGCGACGACGAGUCGUCGUGCAACAACAACAACAGCACGACCCAGGACCGCGGCCGAUCCAUCGUCAGCGUGGCGAGCCAGCUGGUGUCGUCCAAGUUCGGCAAAGCCAACUCGGCCGACUCCGCGGCCGCUUCCGGCAGCUCCAAGCCAUCAUCCAACGACUCCGCGGCCAAUAGUUCCACUCAGCAGCAGCAGCAGAAGGUCAGCAAGUCGUUGCCGGCUACGCCGCUCACGUCGCCCGCGGGCACGCCCGAGGGCUCGCCCAAGACGCGCCGUCGCCAUCGCUACUUCAACGGGGGCGCCUACGUGGCCGCCGACGGCGAGCGCAAGGGCUGGCUGCUGAGCAGCAUCCUCGGCCAGUCGCGCGAAUUCAUCGCGCCGAAAAAGAUCGACGAGGAGGAGGAGUCGCAGCUGGACCAGGUGCCGGCGCACGCGUUCAGUCGCAAAAAGUCCAUCUCGUCCCAGAAUCUGACUUACCUGGGCAAGGAGGACGGCGCCGAGAAGAAUAACGCGUCGUUGAGCAUACUCAAGGUCAAUCCAUCCGAAUUGAGAGAGAUGAACUUCUGGACACCCACGUCCAUGUAAAUAGAAGAGCUCGAUGUUAGAGUCGAUCCUCGCCCCCCAUUUUCUUCUAUGCGCUCAUCGUUUCGACGACGCGAUGCGAUGAUCAUCUUUUUCAUAUACGAUUCGACUUCUCGACGCGAUACCCCAUAAUCUAGACGCUGUUCUCAAAGCCUACGACCAAGGUGCUGGAGUGUUUUGCGAAGAUCAGUUUUUGUGAGAUUCAUCUCUAUAUAUGCGCGCGUCGACGGCUUUUACGUUCGACUCGCACAUUCUACAGACUAUAGUUUCUUGCCUUUUUCUUUUUGAAACGAUCGCUUAACGACUGGCUCUUUUCGAGCUGUCCGAUCGAGUAGCACUAACUUCAAGAUUUAUUCUUUAUUUAUCUUUCAUGUUAAAUGCAGAAACUGAUUAUUCGCAAAUGGAUUUUUUUUUGUAUACUAUCAUUGAACAACUAUCAAGUAAUGCAUUAUUUUGUCAUACUUUUUAUAGCUGCGAAAUUAUUUGAUAUCAAUUUGUCUGUACAAUGAAAUUUCUGAAUUAGACUUAUUUACUUGAUCCAAAGCUCUCUUCCAGAGCUGCUUUACUGGAAUUAUUCAAGUAUUGUUAUAAUUAAAGUUUCCUACAAUAAAGUAUUAAACUUGAGUUGAA